AUGACCGCCCUUUCAGCGACCCUACGCCGCCCUUCCAUCGGCCCGUCCCCGCCCUUUCAGCGGCUCGUCGCCGCCCUUUCAGCGGCCCCACCGCCGCCCUUUCAGCGGCCCCGUAGCCGCCCGCCCUUUCAGCGGGCCCCGUCGCCACCCUUUCAGCGGCCCUUCGCCGCCCUUCCCGCGGCCCUGUCGCCGCCCUUCCACGGCCCCGGCUUUGAGCGCACUGCAUUCAACGGGUAUGUGGGGCUUUUGCUGGCAGUGCAGAAGCAGCCAGUGGUGGUUCACAUUGAAGCCACUGUUGCCUCCUUCGCCAAAUACGACGGGACUUUCAAGUACCAGGAUCCUGGCUGCUAUACCGGCAACCUGAACCACGUCGUACUCGUUGUUGGGUACUUCGUUUUGAGGGAUGAUGGGAGUGAGAACCGCAUUGCGCCGCCGUUUUGGAUCAUCCGCAACUCGUGGGGCGAGGAGUGGGGAGACAGGGGCCACAUGCGAAUGGACAUGCAGGGAGGCGAUGGCGUGUGUGGCAUCAACGUGCUGCCUGGCAUCUACCCCAUUGUCAAGAUGGACGUGUGUGGGUCGUACUUCAAGAACCCUUGCGCUGUGGGCACAUGCAUCAACGAUGGCAAGGGCGCCUACUCCUGCAUCUGCCCUCCCAACUACGUCCCCAGCCGAACCAUUGACAACUUCCCCACCUGCGACCCAGGUGCUGCUGCAGCCCCACCUUCCUCUACUCUCUUGUUCCUCCUCCAACAUUUGUAG
Messenger RNA from Closterium sp. NIES-65, 759 nucleotides. The record is from the annotation of a GenBank genome assembly. NCBI's taxonomy places the organism in Eukaryota, Viridiplantae, Streptophyta, Zygnematophyceae, Desmidiales, Closteriaceae.